AAUGGUCGUGGCUCGUGGUGAUGGUUGUCGGUGCCGAAAUGCUUUAGUGGUGACGAUUCUGUAAGCGUGGUGAAGACGGGUGUUCGGGGUUGUGCUCCAUUUCUUCCUUCCCUGGCUCGUCUUCCUCCCCGCCACCAGGAUGUCAGGCUGCAUAGAAAUACCGCUGCGGGACAGUGAUGAGGUGAUUGAGUUGGACUUGAGUCAGCUUCCAGAAGGAGAGGAAGUGCUGGGGAUCCUCACUAAUGAGAAAGUUCCCCUUAACUAUUGGGUUGACCUUGCUGUUGAGUACUACAAGCAGAAGAAAGAAGAUGACUUCGUGCGCAUCCUGGAGGCAAGCCGCACUGAUGCCAACUCUAUUUACAGAGACUCUGAGAAGGAUCAGAUGCGGUCUUUUGACACACUGGCUGCCUACUAUGUCCAAAAGGCUAACAAGGAAAAGGACAAAACUGUUAAAAAGGACCUCUUCCAGAAAGCAACAUACUUGUACACCACUGCUGACAAGAUUAUCAUGUACGACCAGAACCAUCUCCUGGGUCGUGCUUACUUCUGCCUCCUGGAAGGGGAUAAGAUGGAGCAGGCAGAUGCACAGUUUAACUUUGUGCUGAACCAGAGUGCCAAUAACAUACCAUCACUGCUGGGAAAGGCUUGCAUUGCCUUUAACAAGAAGGAUUACCGAGGAGCUCUGGCAUUUUACAAAAAAGCCUUGCGAACCAAUCCUAACUGCCCUGCUGCUGUUCGGCUGGGAAUGGGCCAUUGUUUCAUGAAGCUUGGUAACCAGGAGAAAGCUCGCCUGGCCUUUGAACGAGCACUGGAACUGGAUAGCAUGUGUGUGGGUGCCCUUGUAGGACUGGCUGUACUGGAGCUCAAUGAGAAAAAACCUGAGAACAUCCGUCGGGGAGUGCAGAUGUUGUCCAAAGCAUACAACAUUGACUCAACAAACCCCAUGGUACUGAAUCAUUUGGGCAACCACUUCUUCUUCAAGCAGGAUUUCCAGAAAGUGCAGCAUCUUGGCCUCCAUGCCUUCCACAAUACUGAGAAUGAAUCAAUGAGAGCCGAGUCCUGUUACCAGAUGGCUCGAGCUUUUCAUGUGCAGGAGGAUUACUCCCAAGCAUUCCAGUACUACUACCAAGCCACACAGUAUGCUGCCCCUAACUUUGUUCUCCCUCACUAUGGACUGGGCCAGAUGUAUAUAAAUAGAGGAGACACUGAAAAUGCAGCACAGUGCUUCGAGAAAGUACUAAAAGCACAACCAGGAAAUUAUGAGACAAUGAAGAUUCUUGGCUCCCUGUAUGCCAGUUCCACUUCACAAAGCAAGAGAGAUCUCGCCAAGCAGCAUCUUAAAAAGGUGACGGAGCAAUACAGUGAAGAUGUGGAGGCCUGGAUUGAGCUUGCCCAAAUCUUGGAGGGCAGUGAUCUACAGGGCUCCCUCUCUGCAUACCACAAAGCCACUAAACUAUUGCAAGAUCUUGUGCAAAUGGACAUCCCUCCGGAGAUUCUCAAUAACAUAGCUGCUCUUCAUUUCAGGUUGGGAAACUAUGAGGAGGCGCACAAGUACUUCCAGGAGGCAUGGGACCGGUGUGAGUCUGAGAAGGAGCAGGACCUGCAGUACUACUCAGCCAUCUCAGUCACUAUUAAAUACAACACUGCCCGCUUGCAUGAGAUGUUCUGUCAGUAUGACAAGGCUGAGAAGCUCUACAAGGAAAUCCUGCAAGACCACCCCAAUUAUGUUGAUUGUUACCUUCGCCUUGGAUGCAUGGCGAGGGACAGAGGACAAAUCUAUGAUGCCUCAGAUUGGUACAAGGAAGCUUUGCGAAUGAACAAUGAACAUCCUGAUGCCUGGUCACUCAUGGGAAACCUCCAUCUGGCUAAGAAUGAAUGGGGUCCUGGCCAGAAGAAAUUUGAGAGAAUUCUUAAGAAUCCGAGCACCACCAAUGACUCUUACUCCCUCAUUGCUUUGGGGAAUGUUUGGCUGACGACACUCCACCAGCCUCAUCGGGACAAGGAGAAGGAAAGUAAACACCAGGACCGUGCUCUGGCCAUGUACAAGACAGUACUAAGGGGAGAUCCAAGGAGCAUAUGGGCAGCUAAUGGCAUAGGUGCUGUGUUGGCUCACAAAGGCUAUAUCAAUGAGGCGAGAGACAUCUUUGCUCAGGUGCGAGAGGCAACUGCUGACUUCAGUGAUGUGUGGAUGAAUAUUGCUCAUAUCUACGUUGAGCAGAAGCAGUACAUCAAUGCUAUUCAGAUGUAUGAGAAUUGCCAGAAGAAGUUCUUCAAAUACCCGAAUGUUGAAGUUCUUGGAUACCUUGCACGUGCUUACUUUAAGGCUGCCAAGCUGAAGGAGGCUAAAUACACACUUCUGAAGGCACGACAUGUGGCUCCACAUGACACGGUGAUUCUGUACAACUUGGCCCUUGUACUGCAGCGCCUUGCUAUGCAGGUGCUAAGGGAUGAGAAAUCACUGUUGAAGACUGUGCUUGCUGCUGUGCAUGAGCUAACUCUGGCCCAGAAGUACUUCCAGCACCUUAGUGUCAAUGGUGACCGACUGAAGUAUGACCUUGGAGCAGCAGCAGCAGAGGCCAACCAGUGCCGAGAUCUGCUGUCCCAGGCUCAGUACCACGUGGUGCGUGCCCGCAAACAGGAUGAUGAGGAGAAAGCCUUGCGCCGCAAGCAGGAUGAAGAACGACAAGCACUCAAGCAGAAGGUGGUGGAGGAGCAACUUAAGAAGGAGGAGAGAAGGAAACAAAUUAUGGAGGAGAAGAUGAAAGCCCGUGAAGAAUACAAGGAGAAGAUGAAGAAUGCAGUCAUCAUAACUGAGCCAGCUGAGCCUUCACGCCGGGGCGGAGGCAGAGGCAGGAAGAGGGAAAUGGAGAUCCUGUCUGAUGGUUCAGGUGCUGGCAGUGGAAAUGAAGGAGGGGAGCCCAGGAUGAAGAAGGCAAAGGGUCGCAAGAGGAAGGAGAACACUGGGCGAAAGCGAUCCAGGAAGGGCAAAGGCGGUGGCCAGAGUGACGACGACGAAGAAGGCGGAGGACGUGGCCGGAAGCGUGGAGGCAAGGGCCGCAGGAAGUCUGAGGAGGGUCUGUCGGCCAAACAGAAGGGGCGCAUUGUCUCCAAAGCCACCAUCUCCGAUUCCUCUGACGACUCUGAUGACGAGCGGCUCAAGAUUGCCAGCGGGUCGGAGAGUGACCGUGGCGGCGGUGGGAAGGGCAAGCGAAGGAGGGUCAUGUCCGACUCUGGUUCUGACAGGUCAAGGUCAAGGUCAAGAUCCAGGUCAAGGUCCCAAUCUAGGUCCAGGUCAAGGUCAAGGUCAAGAUCAAGGUCCAGGUCAAGGUCAAAAUCAGGUUCCAGGUCAGGUUCGUCAAGGUCGAGGUCGAGGUCAGGCUCUAGAUCACGCAGUCGCAGCAGGUCAAGGAAGAGCAAGUCAAGGUCAAGGUCAAAGAGUGGGUCAAGAUCUGCUUCUAGGUCAAGGUCAAGGUCACCGGCUCGUUCUAGAGCAGGGUCGGCCAAGUCACGGUCUGGCUCACCAAGAUCCAGGUCCAGGUCAAAAUCCAGCUCCAGGUCACCAGCACGAUCCAGGUCAAGGUCCAGGUCUUCCCAUUCACGGUCUAGGUCUCGGUCCCCUGCCAGGUCAAGGUCAGGCUCUCGGUCUCCUCCCAGGUCAAGAUCAGGAUCCAGGUCUCCUCCCAGGUCGAGAUCUGGCUCCAGGUCCCCUGCCAGGUCGCGGUCUAGAUCUCGGUCCCCUCCCAGGUCAAGAUCUGGGUCAGCCUCACCCACCCGCUCCAGGUCGGGCUCUCCCAAGCGGUCUGUGUCGCCGGCCAAGUCAAGGUCUGACUCUGAGGUGGGUGGUGGGAGUGACAGUGAGUGAUGGGGCCAGCUUGCGUUUGUGGCUUGCCCCUCGUCUCAUCCAGAUGUGUGUGGAGUCACCUGGGAGGAAAGGUUAGCUCUUUGUUUUUGAUUAUGCAGGAUGUGAAAAGAUGUAUCUCUUCUCAGAAGAAAAAAUCUGUAUGAGGUGGUUUAUCAUGAAAUGUCUGUUCUAUUAAUGCCUCCUCAGUUCCUUGCAGAUAUUAUUCAAGUCAGGCAAAUCAUGUAUAUUGGAACAACAGGUUAUUUGUAGAAUCAUGUGGCAUUUGUAUUCUUUGUUCUCGGUGAUCAGCAUUUUUUUUAACUUUGAAUUCUGAAGUUCUGAACAAGGUACCUUGUAUUCAGCAUUGUCAUAGCUGGAAGCCUCUUGCUGUAGAAGAGAUGGCACUUACACUCUUCAUUCCCAGGGUAUAUGAAAGUGUAGGAAGCCAUUAAGGUUUGUGCUUCAGGUGAGGCUGGUAUUGCUGUAGACAUGCUAGACAUGACUAACAUUGUGUUGACUAGGAAACCUGAGUAUCAGUUUUUCAUGUCACUACCAAAUAAAAUGUAAUUCAUAUUAAUAUAAGUUAUCAUUGUAGUGGUUAUAUAUAUAUAAGAAUUAUAUAAAGAAAUGUUUUUUCAUUCAGUAAAAUGUGGAUGAAUUAA
Molecule: messenger RNA, 4503 nt
Organism: Portunus trituberculatus (swimming crab)
Lineage: Eukaryota; Metazoa; Arthropoda; Malacostraca; Decapoda; Portunidae
Gene: Ctr9
Product: RNA polymerase-associated protein CTR9 homolog
Exons: 18
Coding region: 140-3862 (1240 amino acids)
Biological process (GO): regulation of DNA-templated transcription
Cellular component (GO): Cdc73/Paf1 complex
Molecular function (GO): RNA polymerase II complex binding
Source: RefSeq, a predicted model, not a curated record